GUUCAGAUUUGAUAAAAAUAACAACAGGAGGAUGAAAAGAACAGAUAAGAUUACAGAAAGUGUUUUUAGUAUUUUCAUGAAAAUUCCCAAAUCAAUAUAUUAAGAGCAAUUGUUCAUCUAGUCGGUUCAAAGUAUCUGUAAACAUACAAGGAUGAAAAGAACAAAAAAGACAGAUUGCUGUUUAUUUUGUAAACAGAAAAUCUGCACAAAGAAGAGACAGGUGUGGAAGCAGUUAAAUAAUACAGAAUAUAGUGCUGCACUAUUGCGAAAAACAAGGGCUGUGCCAAACAGAAAUGGCAUUUACUGUAUUAAAACUGUUAAUGGUGAAAUUUUAUAUAUCGGAUAUUCAGACCGCAGUGUGCGAAAGAGACUCCUCGCACACACUGGGGGAUAUGAUAAGCAGGCAAUCGGGAAAUAUCUCAAAGGCAAAAAUUUGAGAGACUUUCUACUCUCCUGGGUUGAGGAGCGAAAGGCAGAAUGCCUUGAGGAACCUUUCAUUCAGUUCGCUGAAAGGCAACAAGGAGAUCGUCCUCAAUUCAACAUGAAAAGAGGACGAUCAUGUAAAGAAGAAUGAUGCCGUAUAAAUUGGACACAUUUGAAGAUUUUUUUUUAUUUAUAAUGAUCCAAAUUGAAUAAAUCAAAACAUUUCA
Molecule: messenger RNA, 650 nt
Organism: Mytilus trossulus (common blue mussel)
Lineage: Eukaryota; Metazoa; Mollusca; Bivalvia; Mytilida; Mytilidae
Exons: 4
Coding region: 152-574 (140 amino acids)
Source: RefSeq, a predicted model, not a curated record